Messenger RNA from Drosophila eugracilis, 2182 nucleotides. RefSeq names its product reticulon-1-A (gene Rtnl1). NCBI's taxonomy places the organism in Eukaryota, Metazoa, Arthropoda, Insecta, Diptera, Drosophilidae. The record is from RefSeq and is a predicted model, not a curated record. Bases 339 to 2057 code for a protein of 572 amino acids. The transcript is spliced from 6 exons.
GCAGGUCCAUUAACAUUUUUCAAACGACUGCAUCGACGGCGCCUGCAAAAAGUCGCUGUAGUUCAAAGCAAUUUUAAAUUUCCGAAGCAAACGCACUACGAACUGCGGCUUUUUAUUCGCCAAAAUUAGUGAAAUCGCCAGAAGAAAUAUACAUCCCAACCGGCGAAAUCAGCUGUAGCUCGGUACCUGUGUGUUUAUGUGCAUCGUGUAUGCGGAGAGAGACAUCUCAACUGUGUGUGUGUGUGCGAGCUUCCAAUCAGUAAGCCAGGAUAUCCAAACAACUGUGAAAAUUUAUAAUUGAUCAACCUAAAAAUAUAAAAAGAGAGCGAAUUUUAAAAAUGGAUCUGAACUUCGCCGAAUUGAAAAAGGAGGCUGCCGCCACCAACGAGGAUAUCUUCCAGAGGGCUCAAAAAGCCUUUGAGGACUCUGGACUUGCCGGCGAUGCUGGUAAUGUGAGCGGUGGCGCACAGGACGACAAUGCCCAUACAGAGCACUACUUCGCCAAUGAGCAGAAGAACCUGGACUUUGGUGAUCCCAAGGAAAUCGUUCAGCACAUUUCUGCCGCCGCCAAGGAGGCGAAAUUGGGAUUGGAUUCCAAGUUUACCGAGAAGGCGGAUGAUUUUGAGGACUUUUUGCGCGACGCUGGAAAGGAGGUCAAGCAGGGCAUCAGUGGAUUGACUACGGACUUCAUGAACGCCGAGAGGGGCUUCUCUGCUCCCCUGGCCCCAUUCUCAGAGGCUCCAGUUGCAGCUCCUGCUGUCCCAGCUCCAGUGGCUCCAGUUGUCCCAGCUCCAGUGGCUCCAGCUGUUCCGGCUUCUGCACCAGUAGAGGAGGAUCUCCUGGGGAGCUUCAGUGACCACCCAACAGCACCACUCCAGGCCUUCCAGCCCACGGCACCGUCUACGACCAAUUUAUAUGAUGACGAUGAGGAUGAGGACAUUAUGGUCCAGCCGAGCACUGCUGCUCCACCAACCAAUGCCAACCAAGAUUCAGACACCGAAUCGCCGUCCGUCUCGUACACUCCAUCGCCGGCCAAAAAACCCAUUGUGGAUGCCCUCAAGGAACAGGACAACGAGAAGUUUAUCUCGUCGGAGGAUCUGCUUAGUGACUUCAAGGAAGAGCCACGUUCAGCGGUGGCUUUUGCACCCAUUCCAGCGCCAGCACCCGUUGCUGCUCCUGUGGCUCCAGUUGCCAACCCCCAGCCGGUUCCAGUGGCUGUACCUGUGACAACCGCUUUGGUAACCGACCUGGAUGACGAUGAAGUGGUGUUCAAGCCCACUGUCCAAGAGGCGUCCAAGGCACCGGCACCUGCACCCGAACCGAAACCAGAGCCACCCAAGCCAAAGGCUGCCCCAGUGCCAGUUGCAUCGUCGUCACCACAGCCCAAGAUUGUGUCUGUCGAAGAGAUCUUCUACAAAUACGGAUUGGAUGCCUGGUUUAAACCCGAACGUUUGCACCCGCAAGUGGAGUCACUCAUCUACUGGCGUGAUGUGAAGAAAUCCGGCAUUGUCUUCGGCGCCGGCCUGAUUACAUUGGUGGCCAUCUCCAGCUUCUCGGUGAUCAGUGUGUUCGCCUACUUGUCGCUCCUGGCUCUCUUCGGAACCGUGGCCUUCAGAAUCUACAAAUCGGUCACACAGGCCGUGCAAAAGACAAACGAGGGACAUCCCUUCAAGGAAUACCUGGAGUUGGACCUGACGCUGUCGCAAGAAAAGGUGCAGAACAUUGCUGGCGUGGCUGUGGCACAUAUCAAUGGCUUCACCUCUGAGCUGAGGCGUCUGUUUCUGGUUGAGGAUAUCAUCGAUUCGAUCAAAUUCGGCGUCAUUCUGUGGGUCUUCACCUACGUUGGCGCCUGGUUCAACGGCAUGACUCUGGUCAUCUUGGCCUUUGUCUCGCUGUUUACCUUGCCCAAGGUAUAUGAGAACAACAAACAAUCGAUCGACACCUACUUGGAUUUGGUGCGCAGCAAAUUGACAGAGAUCACCGACAAGAUCCGAGUCGCUAUCCCCAUUGGCAACAAGAAGCCCGUGGUCGCUGCCGAGUCUGACAAGGACAAGUAAAGAACUCGCACUAGCAACAGAAACAACCACAAUAAAACAUGUUUAUUUAUUUAUUAAGCAUUAUUUGAAUGGUUUUAAUAUUCAUCCAGGCAUUAAAUAAAUAACAAAUUUAGCUGCAAUGUUUA